Ailuropoda melanoleuca (giant panda) is the source of this 2895-nucleotide messenger RNA. RefSeq names its product arachidonate 15-lipoxygenase type B (gene ALOX15B). Gene Ontology annotation, molecular function: iron ion binding; oxidoreductase activity, acting on single donors with incorporation of molecular oxygen, incorporation of two atoms of oxygen; protein binding. Bases 13 to 2046 code for a protein of 677 amino acids. NCBI's taxonomy places the organism in Eukaryota, Metazoa, Chordata, Mammalia, Carnivora, Ursidae. Gene Ontology annotation, biological process: lipid oxidation. The record is from RefSeq and is a predicted model, not a curated record. The transcript has 14 exons.
CGGGCCGGCACCAUGGCCAAGUACAGCGUGCGAGUGUCCACUGGGGAGGCCAUCGGGGCUGGCACGUGGAACAAAAUAGCUAUCAGCGUCGUGGGGACUCGGGGAGAGACCCCCCCACUGCGCCUGGACCACCUGGGCAAGGAGUUCAGCGCGGGCGCCGUGGAGGAGUUCGAGGUGGAGUCCCCCCAGGACGUGGGCGAGGUGCUGCUGCUGCGCGUGCACAAGGCGCCCCUGCUGCUGCCCGCCCCGAUCGGGCCCCUGGGCCGGGACGCCUGGUUCUGUCGCUGGUUCCAGCUCACGCCGCCACGGGGCGUCCCCCUGCGCUUCCCCUGCUACCAGUGGCUGGACGGCGAGGGGAGCCUGGCUCUGCGCGCUGGGCCGGCCAAGGUCUCCGGGGCAGACGACCACCCCACCCUCCAGCAACAGCGCCAGGAAGAGCUGCAGGCCAGGCAGGACUCCUACCACUGGAAGACUUACAGCCCAGGCUGGCCUCGCUGCCUUAAUGAGAAGUCUGUGAAAGAUCUGGAUCUCAACAUCAAAUACUCUGUAAUGAAGAAUUCCUGCUUUUUCCUGAAAGUCAGCUCUGCGUUUACGGAGCUAAAACUCAAGGGGCUGCUAGACCGCAAGGGACCCUGGGAGAGUCUGGAUGAGAUGCAGACUAUGUUGAACUUCCGGAAGACUCCGGCCGCUGAGUACGUGGUUGAACACUGGCAGGAGGACGCCUUCUUCGCCUCCCAGUUCCUGAAUGGCCACAACCCUGUCCUGAUCCGCCGCUGUCGCCACCUCCCAAAGAACUUCCCCGUCACUGAGGACAUGGUGGCCCCUGUGCUGGGCCCUGAGACCAGUCUGCAGGCUGAGCUGGAGAGGGGCUCCGUGUUCCUGGUGGAUCAUGGCAUCCUCUCUGGCAUCCAUGGCAACGUCGUGAAUGGGCGGCCCCAGUUCUCCGCGGCCCCGAUGACCCUGCUGUACCAGCGCCCCAGGGGAGGGCCGCUGCUGCCCCUCGCCAUCCAGCUCAGCCAGACCCCGGGACCCGACAGCCCCAUCUUCCUGCCCAUCGACAACAAGUGGGACUGGCUGCUGGCCAAGACGUGGGUCCGGAACGCCGAGUUCUCGGUGCACGAGGCUCUCACACACCUACUGCACGCGCACCUGCUGCCUGAGGUUUUCACGAUGGCUACGCUGCGCCAGCUGCCGCAAUGCCACCCACUCUUCAAGCUGUUGGUCCCACACACUCGGUACACCUUGCAUAUAAACACUCUGGCCCGUGAGCUGCUCAUCGCCCCAGGGAAGGUGGUGGACAGGUCCACAGGCAUUGGCAUUGAGGGCUUCUCGGAGCUGAUCCAGAGGAACAUGGAACAGCUUAACUAUUCCGUCCUGUGUCUGCCCGAGGAUAUCCGGGCCCGGGGAGUCGAAGACAUCCCAAAUUACUACUACCGGGAUGACGGGCUGCAGAUCUGGGGUGCCGUGGAGAGCUUUGUCUCCGAAAUAAUCAACACCUACUACCUGAGUGAUGUGUCCGUGCGUGAUGACGGUGAACUCCAGGCCUGGGUGCGGGAGAUCUUCUCGGAGGGCUUCCUGGGCAGGAAGAGCUCAGGUAUGCCCUCCGCGCUGGAGACCCGGGAAGCCCUGGUACAGUACAUCACCAUGGUGAUUUUCAACUGCUCAGCCAAGCACUACGCCGUCAGCGCUGGGCAGUUCGACUCCUGUGUCUGGAUGCCCAACCUGCCUCCGUCCAUGCAGCUGCCACCCCCUACCUCCAAAGGCCAGACAAAGCCAGAGGGGUUUCUAGCUACCCUCCCGCCAGUCAAUGCCACGUGUGACAUUAUCAUUGCCCUCUGGUUGCUGAGCAAGGAGCCUGGAGACCAACGGCCCCUGGGCACCUACCCGGACAAGCACUUCACGGAGGAGGCCCCUCAGCAGAGCAUCGCCGCCUUCCAGAGCCGCCUGGCCCAGAUCUCGAAGGAGAUCCGGGAGCGGAACCAGGGGCUGCCACUGCCGUACACCUACCUGGACCCUCCGCUCAUCGAGAACAGCGUGUCCAUCUAAAUCCCCUGCAGAACAGGCUGCUCUGAGGCAUUGCUUAGACCCCAUCCAUCUAGGCCACCCAGACAAAAGGACUCCCCCAGAAAACCGGGACCCCAUAUGCCUCUCCCGGGACAACGAAGCCACAUGGAACUCACCCCACACACCACAAAACAGCAGAAACAAAACACCGCAGAGAACAGCACCACCGUGCCUUUUAAAGACUCCAAGGGUCAAAGUUUCCAAACGCCCCCGGCUCCCUUAAAGGGUUUUAUGACUUUGUGUUGUUUUGCAGGUUUGCAUUACAUUAUGAUGGGGCGAGGGGGACGUAAUCCUGCCCCUGACCCCGCUGACCGCCGCCAAGCGGCCCUAAUGGUCACCUGACGCAGGGCAGCCCUCUUGGCAGGUCGAAAAAUUGCCCAAAAGUUGAUAGUGACCUACGGUCCUGGCUAUAAAAAUGAACAACGCACUAAGAAGGGGCCACGAGAAGCAGGGCGGAAGGAGAAGGACACCUGUCUGGGCCGUGCCCACAUAUGCUUUCCUAAAUCUUGCUCCAAAGUUGGACGAAAAGCUUGCAUAUUAUAACGCAGUUUCCAUUUCCAGAGAAUGGGAAAAUAGUAGAGCCAUAAUAAUCAUACGUUGCCUUCCAGGUUCAAUCCUCGGUGAUUAAAUUCCAAAGCUUCGUACACAUUCUUCCCUUCUGUUUUUCUUUUUUCUUGUCCCAAAUCAAGAAGCGUCCAUUAAGGCCAAAAUGGCUCCCUUGGAAUUCACCGAAUGGUUUCCAUCUCUGCCUCAUGUUCUGGGUAUCACUGCUUUGGUUUUUGAGAUUCACUAAGGUGUAUAAAACCAUGUGGACAGAAUGUAAUAUGUAUU